AACAUACGUAUAACUAUUUAUUUUAUUUUAUAUGCUCGCUCUCUGUCUCUCUCUCUCAUUAACGGUUAUCGGAAACUGCUUUUCAGCGCAACUGUUAAUUUUAUCAUCGCUUAUUUUGCUUGUAUAAAGAAACAUGGACGAGACAUCUAAGGUUUCAUCACAAAAGGAGGAGGAAGUCAUCAAGAAAAAGUAUGGAGGUAUCGUACCAAAAAAGCCCCCACUUAUAUCUAAAGAUCAUGAACGGGCUUAUUUUGAUUCAGCUGAUUGGGCUCUUGGAAAGCAAGGUGUAGAGAAGCCCAAAGGACCUCUUGAGGCACUCCGGCCUAAACUACAGCCAACUCAACAGCAAACAAGAUACCGGAAAUCUCCUUGUGCACCAAUAGAUGGAGAAGAUGGAAAUAGUACGACUGCAGCAGAGGACACAGCCAUGACUGAAUGAGAAAGUGAUGCUCCUCAUUAAUGAUCUCAUGAAGCUUCUUUGUUAAUUGUCCUCUUUUUGUUUCAUGAAACAAUACCUACAUUUCAACCAUAUUAUGAUACAAGUUUGCUACUUGCAUUCUUCUUUCUUA
Molecule: messenger RNA, 569 nt
Organism: Erigeron canadensis
Lineage: Eukaryota; Viridiplantae; Streptophyta; Magnoliopsida; Asterales; Asteraceae
Exons: 7
Coding region: 134-439 (101 amino acids)
Cellular component (GO): cytoplasm
Molecular function (GO): protein phosphatase inhibitor activity
Source: RefSeq, a predicted model, not a curated record